Molecule: messenger RNA, 4013 nt
Organism: Vombatus ursinus (common wombat)
Lineage: Eukaryota; Metazoa; Chordata; Mammalia; Diprotodontia; Vombatidae
Product: spermatid perinuclear RNA-binding protein
Exons: 17
Coding region: 245-2158 (637 amino acids)
Cellular component (GO): precatalytic spliceosome
Molecular function (GO): double-stranded RNA binding; single-stranded RNA binding
Source: RefSeq, a predicted model, not a curated record
GCGGCGGCGGCGGUGCGGGGAGCUCAGAGGGAGCCCGCGUUUGGGCCCGGCAGCGGGAAGUGGGCGCUGGCUGGGGUGUUUUCCAGAGAGCAGUUCUUGGGCCAUCUUUGCCACAUUAACUCAAUCUGUCAGGAGACUGAAAGGCUUAUGAGGAGGUUCUGUCUCACAAAACAGUGUCUAUUGAAGACAACAAGGAAGAGGGAAAAAGAACGGAAAAAAAGAAGCUAAAACAUUUUAGCAAACCAUGAGAUCUAUUAGAUCUUUUGCUAAUGAUGAUCGCCAUGUUAUGGUGAAACAUUCAACAAUUUAUCCAUCUCCAGAAGAACUUGAAGCUGUCCAGAACAUGGUAUCCACUGUGGAAUGUGCUCUUAAACAUGUCUCAGAUUGGAUGGAUGAGAUGAGUAAAUCUGGGAAAACAGAGGGAGAUGUAGAUGUGAAAAAGGAUGAUGCUGGAGAAAACUCUGCCAAGGAUCAAGGUGGCCGAACACUCUGUGGUGUAAUGAGAAUUGGCCUAGUUGCAAAAGGCUUGUUGAUAAAAGAUGAUAUGGACCUUGAGCUGGUUCUGAUGUGCAAAGAUAAACCCACGGAAACUCUAUUACACACUGUCAAAGACAAUCUUCCUAUUCAAAUUCAGAAACUUACAGAAGAGAGAUAUGAAGUGGAGCAGUGUAUAAAAGAGGCAUCUAUUAUUAUCCGAAAUACAAAAGAGCCCACGUUAACGCUGAAGGUGAUACUUACUUCCCCUCUAAUUAGGGAUGAAUUGGAGAAGAAAGAUGGAGUAGAAAAUGUUUCGAUGAAAGACCCUCCGGACUUAUUGGACAGGCAGAAAUGCCUGAACGCCUUGGCGUCUCUCCGACAUGCCAAAUGGUUUCAGGCAAGGGCAAAUGGACUAAAAUCAUGUGUAAUUGUCCUCCGCAUUCUGCGUGAUUUGUGCAACAGAGUACCCACAUGGGCUCCAUUAAAAGGAUGGCCACUAGAGCUUAUAUGUGAAAAGUCUAUAGGUACCUGUAAUAGACCUUUGGGCGCUGGGGAGGCUUUGAGACGAGUAAUGGAGUGUUUGGCAUCUGGAAUACUUCUUCCUGGGGGGCCAGGUCUUCAUGAUCCCUGUGAGAGGGAUCCGACUGAUGCAUUGAGUUAUAUGACAAUUCAACAAAAAGAAGACAUUACACACAGUGCCCAGCAUGCACUCAGACUAUCAGCUUUUGGUCAGAUUUACAAAGUGCUGGAGAUGGAUCCUCUCCCAUCUAAUAAACCUUUCCAGAAAUAUUCCUGGUCUGUUACUGACAAAGAAGGUGCUGGUUCCUCAUCUCUGAAGAGACCUUUUGAAGAUGGAUUAGAUGAUAAAGAUCCCAAUAAAAAGAUGAAGCGAAACUUAAGGAAGAUUCUGGACAGUAAAGCAAUAGAUCUAAUGAAUGCCCUUAUGAGGCUCAACCAGAUCAGGCCUGGUCUCCAGUAUAAACUCUUAUCCCAGUCUGGCCCUGUUCAUGCGCCAGUCUUCACAAUGUCUGUAGAUGUGGAUGGCACAACAUAUGAAGCAUCAGGACCAUCUAAGAAAACCGCAAAACUUCAUGUAGCAGUGAAGGUUUUGCAAGCAAUGGGCUAUCCAACAGGCUUUGAUGCAGAUAUUGAAUGUAUGAGCUCCGAUGAAAAGUCAGAUAAUGAAGGCAAAAAUGAAACGGUGUCUUCAAACUCAAGCAAUAAUACUGGGAAUUCUACAACCGAAACCUCCAGUACCUUAGAGGUAAGAACUCAGGGCCCCAUCCUUACAGCAAGUGGUAAGAACCCUGUCAUGGAGCUCAAUGAGAAAAGAAGAGGUCUUAAAUAUGAACUCAUCUCUGAAACGGGUGGAAGCCAUGAUAAACGAUUUGUUAUGGAGGUAGAAGUAGAUGGACAGAAAUUCCGUGGUGCAGGUCCAAAUAAGAAGGUAGCAAAAGCCAGUGCAGCACUAGCUGCCCUGGAGAAGCUAUUUUCUGGACCCAAUGCAGCAAAUAAUAAGAAAAAGAAGAUUAUUCCUCAGGCCAAGGGUGUAGUAAAUACAGCUGUGUCGGCAGCUGUCCAGGCAGCUCGGGGGAGAGGAAGAGGAACCCUUGCAAGAGGAGCUUUUGUUGGCGCUGCAGCUGCCCCUGGUUACAUAGCUCCAGAUGAGGAAACUGAAUGAGUGAUGAAGAGAUUAGUCCAGGGCCACAAGCAGAAGACCUGAGUUUGCGCUCACAUUCUGAGUGCACUACAUUGUGCUGCCUGCAGACACACAAAAGAAGAAGACACUUGGGCCAUAGUCCACAAACUUCCUCUUCCUUCUUUUCAUCUCAGAACUCAAUCUCCACUCUCCUCCUUUUGCCUAGGCUCCAGUAAUGAGAUGACAUUCAUUUCCUUCCUCCCCUCCCUCCUCCUCUUGCAGUUCCCAUUUCCUCCCUCCCCGUCCCCCUCCUCUCGCUCUUCCCUUUUCCUCUCUUCCUUCUUCAGACCUCUCAGUACUUAAUGGUUCCUCCCUUACUGCCUUCAAACAUUCUCAGAUUUCCCCUCUUCCUUUAAAAACCUAUACUAGACCCUAUCAACCCCUCAUUCUGUGUCCUCCUCAUAAAAGCUGGCUGUACUUGUUGUCUUCACUUCUCUCCUACACCCACUCCUUAACCUUUCAUAUUCUGGCAUCUAAUCUCAUCACUCAACUGAAAUUACUCUCUUCUAAGUUAUCAGUGAUCACUAAGUUAUCAAAUACCAAAUUUGAUAGUUUUUUCUCAGUUAUCAUCUUUCUUGACCUAACUGUAUUCUGCAAUUGAAGCUGUUGCCUCCCUUCUUCUCUUGAAUACUCUUCUCUGGGUUUUCACCAUGGUGUUUUACUCUCUCUGGUUCUCUUCCCAUCUCUUCCCCCCCCCCCCCCCUUUCUUUUUUAGACCACAUCUCGUGUUUCUGUAUUGGAUUUUUUUUACAUCAUGACCCCUAAGGCUCUCUUAUUGGUCCUUCUUUCUCUAUACUCUUGGUGACUUCAUCAGUUCCCUUUGGAUUAAUAAUCAUCUCUAUGUGGAUGACUCGGAGAUCUGUGUAUCUAGCCCCAAAUGUCUUCCCCUGAGCUUCUGUCCUGCCUCAGUAAUUGCCUAUUGGUCGCUUCUAACUAUGUCCUGGAGACAUCUCAAAGUCACCAUGUCCAAAAUAUCAUUUUCUUUCUCUCAAAUCCCACUCUUCUUAACAGUUUACUUAUUUCUGUCAAAGGUAUCACUAUUCUUCUAGUCUCCCAGGUUCAUAACUUCAGCAUUAUGAUCAAUGUACUUUCCUUUAUCUCACAUAUCCCAUCAAAUACCAGGUUGUGCCAUUUCUAUAUCCCUCCCCUACUUAGAGCCUUUCCUUGUCACCUUUCACCUAAAUUAUUGCAGUGAUCACCUAAUUAGUUCUGCUGCUUUAGUUUCUCCUUACUCCAGUCUUUCCUCCACACUGCAACCAAAAGGAUUUUCCUAAAACCCAGGCCUGAUCACAUCAUGUUUCCUGCUCGUUCAAUUCCACUGCCUCCCUAUUACUCCUAGGAUCAAAUAUAAACUCCAUUGUUUAGUUUUUAAUGCCUUUUAUAGCCUGGUGGCCCCACAAACUGUCCAGCUUCAUUGGACACUACUACUCCUGCAGUCUAUGAUGCAACCACACUGGUCUUCUUUGUCUUCCUCACACAUACCAUUCCAUUUCCCAUCACCAUACCUUUGCACUGGCUUUCCCCCACACUUGGAAUACUCUCUCUUUAUUCCUGCUUCAUCUCAUUCCUCUCUUCCUUCUACACGCCUUCUACACGAAGCCUUUCCUGAAUCCCCUCAGCUGCUAGUGCCCUCACUCUCAAACUAUCUUGUAUUUAGCUGUGUUGUAUUUUAUGUUUAUUCUGCUUAUACUUUUCUGUGUACUUAUUUCCUUGAUUAGACUGUGCAUUCCUUGAGAAUAGGGACUGUUUCAUUCUUUGUAUUUGUAUCCCCAGCACAUACCUCGUACCACAGUGCCAUUCACAUAGCUGGCAAUCAAUAAAUGCUUAUUGAGUGAUA